This is a messenger RNA of Harpia harpyja (harpy eagle), 879 nucleotides long. RefSeq names its product relaxin-3-like. The record is from RefSeq and is a predicted model, not a curated record. Gene Ontology annotation, molecular function: hormone activity. Lineage: Eukaryota; Metazoa; Chordata; Aves; Accipitriformes; Accipitridae. Bases 4 to 606 code for a protein of 200 amino acids. Gene Ontology annotation, cellular component: extracellular region. The transcript has 2 exons.
GCCAUGGGGGCUAAGCUGCCGCUCCUCUGCGCCGCGGCUGCGCUGCUUUGCGCGGCGCCGCCGGGGCAGCCCGGAGCCCGGGGCGCGGCGGCGGGCGCCGUGCUCCCAGCGGGCGAGGAGGACGGGUACGGGGUGAAGCUGUGCGGCCGGGAGUUCAUCCGCGCCGUCAUCUUCACCUGCGGCGGGUCCCGCUGGAAGCGGCUCUCCCUGCUGGCGAUGGAGCCGGCGCCCGCGGCCGAUUCUGCACGAACAGCAAGUAACAAACUACUGGGAAACUUCAGGCUGCCAUCAAUUUUAGGUCCUGAAGGGGAGCAACUGCAGAGAACCAGCCCGUUUCUUGGAUGGGAGACGUUUAAGGACUUGGAUAGUUCAAAUGACUAUAAUGAAUAUGUACCUGUGGCAGAUGACUUCAAAGAACUUGUUCGCCAGGUAGAGGAAGCUGUUCAGAAGGACAGGGGAGGAACAGGAAUUCCAAACCCCAUGGGAUCAAACAGUUAUCUUUGGGCCAGGUACCCCAGAAGAAAACGGGAAUCUCUGGGUUUGGCAGGAAUGUGUUGCAAAUGGGGCUGUACAAAAGCUGAAAUUAGUACUAUAUGCAGAGUUUAAAAUCCUCUCUGCACUUAUGCAUGAAAUCAAUGUUCGUUGGAGUGCUACUUGAUUGAAUACUGUAUGGAGGAAGAAAACUCUCACUGUAUUUUAUUUUGUCUGUAUGUGCCAGUCAAUACUGCUGGUUUUCUUAAAAAAAAAAAAAAAAAAAUCCACAAGUGUAAUUGUAAUGACUUUGUUUUGCUGCAGUAACUUUUAAUCUAUAUUUUUUACUAAGUCUUUUCAUUUUAAUUUCAAGCCUUUACACUUGCAUUACAAAUGUAUUAUAUCUUU